AUGGAUAUUUUGAUGUUCAAUACACACAUAACAUACACACAUACACACAUAUACACGCAUACACACACAUAUACACAUACACAAACAAACACACAUAACAUACACACAUACGUAUACACAUACACACGUGCUCGUAUGGAUGACACACGAUGGCCAUAUAUUGGUAAAGCAACAUUAGGUGAAGAUGGUAGCGAAGCAUAUUUCAAAAUUAUACUUCAAUUUAUAAAACCAGAAGUAGAUGAUCCAAUGACGAUAAAGUGGACUAUCAUUAUUCUUGUGAUAUUUACAAUUCUAUCAACAGUAUUUGUCAUUGUUAACGUGAUACAUUUUCGGCGUAAAAGACGAAGAAGCAAUUUGAAACAAACCGUACGUAAAGAAAGUUCCGUGUAG
This is a messenger RNA of Loa loa (African eye worm), 390 nucleotides long. RefSeq lists its product as hypothetical. Bases 1 to 390 code for a protein of 129 amino acids. The transcript is spliced from 4 exons. The record is from RefSeq and is a predicted model, not a curated record. Lineage: Eukaryota; Metazoa; Nematoda; Chromadorea; Rhabditida; Onchocercidae.